Carlito syrichta (Philippine tarsier) is the source of this 1748-nucleotide messenger RNA. RefSeq names its product asparaginase (gene ASPG). The record is from RefSeq and is a predicted model, not a curated record. Gene Ontology annotation, molecular function: protein binding; asparaginase activity. The coding region runs from base 1 to 1680 and encodes 559 amino acids. The transcript has 16 exons. Lineage: Eukaryota; Metazoa; Chordata; Mammalia; Primates; Tarsiidae.
AUGGGGGCUGUGCGGGAGCCUGGCUCAAGCAUCCUCACGGUGCUUGUCCCCAGCAGGGGUCUGGCUGCUGUCCUGAGGACGCUGCCCAUGUUUCAUGACGAGGAGCACGCCCGGGACUGCGGUCUGCCUGAGGACGUCCUGGUGCUGCCCCCCGCCAGCCCCGGCCAGAGGGUCAUCUACAGGGUGCUGGAGUGCCAGCCCCUCUUCGACUCCAGCGACAUGACCAUCACUGAGUGGGUUCAGAUCGCCCAGACCAUAGAGAGACACUACGAGCAGUACCAUGGCUUUGUGGUCAUUCAUGGCACCGACACCAUGGCCUUCGCCGCCUCUGUGCUCUCUUUCGUGCUGGAAAACCUGCAGAAGACCGUCAUCCUCACGGGUGCCCAGGUGUCCAUCCAUGCCCUAUGGAGCGAUGGCCGCGAGAACCUGCUGGGAGCACUGCUUAUGGCAGGCCAGUACGUGAUCCCUGAGGUCUGCCUGUUCUUCCAGAAUCAGCUGUUUCGAGGCAAUCGAACCACCAAGGUGGACGCACGGAGGUUCGCGGCUUUCUGCUCCCCCAACCUGCCACCUCUGGCCACCGUGGGUGCUGAUAUCACAAUCAACAGACAGCUGGUGCGGAAGGUUGGCGGGCAGGAGGGGCUGGUGGUGCACAGCGACAUGGAGCGCGACGUGGGCCUGCUGCGUCUCUACCCUGGGAUCCCCGCUGCACUGGUCCGGGCCUUCCUGCAGCCUCCCCUGAAAGGUGUGGUCCUGGAGACCUUCGGCUCAGGGAACGGGCCCACCAAGCCCGACCUGCUGCAGGAGUUUCGGGCAGCCGCUGAGCGCGGCCUGGUCAUCAUCAACUGCACCCACUGCCUGCAGGGAUCUGUGACCUUGGACUACGCAGCUGGCAUGGCCAUGGCGGAGGCCGGCAUCAUCUCAGGCUUCGACAUGACAUCAGAGGCUGCCCUGGCCAAACUGGCGUACGUGCUGGGCCGGCCAGGACUGAGCCUGGACGCUAGGAAGGAGCUGCUGGCCAAGGACCUUCGGGGGGAGAUGACGCCACCUGUGGUGGCCGAGCACCGGCCCUCGCUGCAGGACAGCAUGCUGGGACGUGGGGUCACAGGGCUCCUCAGUCUGAGUGGCAGUCAGGAGGCCGAUGCUAUGCGGGACGCCCUGAUGCCCAGCCUGGCCUGUGCUGCGGCCCACAUUGGUGACCUGGAGGCUCUGCGGUUGCUUAUAGAGCUGGGCAGUGACCUGAACCUGGAUAACUUUAACGGUCAAACCCCAUUGCAUGCGGCUGCCCGGGGGGGCCAUGCUGGGGCGGUCACCAUGCUGUUGCAGAGAGGUGUGGAUGUGAACACCCGGGACCAGGAUGGCCUCAGCCCACUGCUGCUGGCAGUGAAGGGCAGGCAUCGGGGCAUCAUUGGGCUGCUGCGGGCAGCCGGAGCCUGCCUGUCCCCCCAGGAGCUGGAGGACACAGGGACAGAGCUGUGCAGGCUUGCAUCCAGAGCAGACAGUGAAGGCCUGCAGGCGUGGUGGCAGGCGGGGGCCGACCUGGGGCAGCCGGGCUAUGACGGGCACAGCGCCCUGCACGUCGCAGAGGCAGCUGGCAACCUGGACGUGGUGGCCCUCCUACAGAGCCUUGAAGGUAGUGUUAGUGCCCAGGACCCAGGCCCAGAAGUGCUGCCUGGCGUCUAACUUGAAGUUGUCCAGCUGUAGUGCAAGCCAUUCCUUCCUGUUGGGACCUGCUGGCGCAAUCUCAGGCA